AUGGCUACCAACAUCACCUUCCACCCUGGUCACGUUUCGUACGAUGAGCGAGCCGAACUGCUCUCCCAGCAGGGACUCACGAUCUGGCUCACUGGUCUCUCGGCUUCGGGCAAGUCGACCAUUGCAACUGCCCUCGAGCAGCACCUCCUCUCGCUCAAGAAGUCUGCUUACCGUCUGGAUGGUGACAACAUCCGCUUUGGUCUGAACAAGGACCUUGGCUUCUCUCCCCAGGACCGCGAGGAGAACAUCCGACGUAUCUCUGAAGUCUCGUUGCUCUUUGCCUCGUCGACUACCAUCACCAUCACGUCAUUCAUCUCGCCCUACAAGGCCGACCGUGAGAUUGCAAGGAAGCUUCACGAAGCUCACGUUCCAAAGCUGCCCUUCGUUGAGGUAUUUGUUGAUGCUAGCAUCGAAACCUGCGAAAGCAGGGAUCCCAAGGGUCUCUACAAGAAGGCCAAGGCUGGGGAGAUCAAAGAGUUCACCGGCAUCUCGGCGCCAUACGAGAAGCCCGAACAACCAGAGAUCCACAUCGACGCCGACAAGACCUCCAUCGAGGAUGCGGUUCGAAUCAUCACCGAGUAUCUCAUCAACAAGGGCUACCUCAAGCUCUAG
Molecule: messenger RNA, 612 nt
Organism: Mycosarcoma maydis (corn smut)
Lineage: Eukaryota; Fungi; Basidiomycota; Ustilaginomycetes; Ustilaginales
Product: putative adenylyl-sulfate kinase
Exons: 1
Coding region: 1-612 (203 amino acids)
Biological process (GO): sulfate assimilation
Molecular function (GO): adenylylsulfate kinase activity; ATP binding
Source: RefSeq, a predicted model, not a curated record